AUACCCGAGGUCCAAAGCCGACCUUGUCUUUUCUUUCUUCUAGAGGGGCCGUUUGAUGAUAGAAACCAUAACCAGCACGUAUUUGUGCCCGUGCUUCCACGAGCUUAGAGGAGACAUCCAUCACUUGCAACGCAUAUCGUCAACAAAAUAAACGCCCCUGAUCUCGAGCUUCCAAGCCUGAGUGAUACCUUCCGUGGAAACCUUGUACCACUUUGGCCCGGCCUUCCGUGAACCGCAGCCCGCAACGUUUGAAAGCGCAUGCUAAAGCAAUAGAGCAGCGAACCGAAUAACCAAGGAGCCACCAACGCACAGCACACACAAAACCAGCCAACACACCUGGUUCUUUACCUCUGUCAGACGAUACACACACAGAAAAAAGGAAGGAAGUGAAGAAGAAGAAAUAAAAACAGGAAAACCAGACACAAUGGCGACCAGCAGCGGCAACAACACCAACACCAAAGGCUCCUCAUCCCACCUGGAGGCGACAUCGCGCGGCGCCCUCCUCGCGGCAGCACAGUCCUUUUGCGACGCGUUUGCCCAGAAAGCCACGCCGCCCGCGGAGCUCGUGUCAAAGUUCUUUGCUUCUUCCCCUGACACCACCAGCACCACCAGCACCACCACCACGAAGAAUAGAGCAGCAGCAGAGAUUCUCGUCCUGGAGCACGGCCUCGUCAACCUCCCCGCCAACAGCCGGGCCAAGCAGCUCCUGCCGUUCCUGGGGAGGCCGUUCCGCGGGCACGACGGGGUGAGGAGGUACUUUGAGGCGGUGGGCCGGGUGCUGGACUACCGGGACAUGCGGUUCCAUGUCCGUCCCGGGGACGAGGUCGAGGAGGGGUGUGGUGGGCUCAGCCCGUUCGUCGUCGACGUCGAGGGCAGGCAGGUGUGCGUCAAGGGCAGGGCGAGGUUCCAGAGCAAGGAGACGGGGCAGGAGUGGGACGAGAGCUUCAUCUACAAGCUGGGCUAUGUCUUUGAAGGGGGAGGGGAGGAGGAAGGGCGGCGGGGUUGGAAGGUGCUGAGGUUGGAGAUCUGGGCGGAUCCGGCUGCUGCGUAUUUGGCUGCCAGGGGGGAGCUGUGAAAGGUGCAUACGGUUCCUAGAUUGCUUGGGCUCCAACUUCUUCCUGUGUGUGACCCGGCAGGUAUACCGGGACAACUGUAUAGUGAAGGAAUCGUUGUUGUUGUUGUUGGGAGUUCACAUUUGGGGAAUGUCCAUUCUUCUG
Molecule: messenger RNA, 1217 nt
Organism: Microdochium trichocladiopsis
Lineage: Eukaryota; Fungi; Ascomycota; Sordariomycetes; Xylariales; Microdochiaceae
Exons: 1
Coding region: 425-1075 (216 amino acids)
Source: RefSeq, a predicted model, not a curated record